AUGUCAGCUCUCAAUCAAACCAGCUUUCAUCCUGCCUCCUUCUUCCUGAUUGGCAUCCCAGGCAUGGAGGAGCUGCACAUCUGGAUCUCCAUCCCAUUCAGCCUGAUGUACAUCGUCACACUUUUCGGAAAUUUUACCUUAUUAUUGAUCAUCGUAACGGAGCGAAGCCUCCAUGAGCCCAUGUACCUUUUGCUGGCCAUGCUGGCCGUCUCUGAUCUAAUAUUGUCUUCCUCUACAGUGCCCAAAACGCUGAGCAUAUUCUGGGCCCAUUCCAAGGAAAUCUCUUUCGAUGCCUGCCUGACCCAGAUGCUCUUUACACAUAUUAGUUUUAUUGCUGAGUCAACCAUCCUGCUGGCCAUGGCGUAUGAUCGGUAUAUUGCCAUAUGUGAUCCCUUGAGAUACACGACUGUGCUAACACAUUCAGUGAUAGCCAAAAUAGGGCUGGCGGCUCUAGCUAGAAGCUUUUGUGUAAUGUUCCCAACACUUUUUCUCCUUUGGAGGCUACCGUACUGUGGACACAACAUUAUGCCUCACACGUACUGUGAGCACAUGGGCAUAGCCCGGCUGGCCUGUGCCGACAUAGCUGUCAACAUCUGGUAUGGUUUUACUACUACUCUUUUAUCACCAGGACUGGACGUUGUGCUCAUUGUUGUGUCUUAUGUUCUCAUCCUCAGGGCUGUCUUUAGGCUCCCGUCCAAGGACGCCCGUCUCAAAGCUAUUGGGACCUGCAGCUCCCACAUCUGUGUCAUAUUCAUGUUUUACGUGCCAGCGUUCUUCACCUUUUUCACACAUCGGUUUGGCCACAACGUCCCCCACAACGUUCACAUCCUACUGGCCAAUCUCUACGUACUCCUUCCACCCAUGUUAAACCCCAUCGUCUAUGCAGUGAAAACUAAGCUAAUUUGGGAAAAGGUGGUCCGCAUGUUCUUCAAGGCAGGGCAGUGGUGCUGA
Molecule: messenger RNA, 951 nt
Organism: Mauremys reevesii (Reeves's turtle)
Lineage: Eukaryota; Metazoa; Chordata; Testudines; Geoemydidae
Product: olfactory receptor 52B2-like
Exons: 1
Coding region: 1-951 (316 amino acids)
Biological process (GO): G protein-coupled receptor signaling pathway
Cellular component (GO): membrane
Molecular function (GO): G protein-coupled receptor activity; olfactory receptor activity
Source: RefSeq, a predicted model, not a curated record